AUGGGGGUGACAGUGCCAGAGGGGUCCAAGAUCUUGAUUGACAAGUGGACCUGGAAGUUGUUGGGAGGUCUUUGCCUCGGUGAUGUGGUGGUGUAUGGGGGCAUACAGGAUCGUUGGUUGUGCAAACGCAUUGCAGCCAUUGGUCCAUGCAGCUACAAGGGCUUGUAUAUCCCGAAGGAUUACCUUUGGCUUGAAGGGGACAACUCCCGCAACUCUUUGGAUUCUCGGUACCACGGCUGCGUAGCCAUGACGGACGUUGUGGGCAAGGUCUGGCGCUACCCCUCAUUGAAGAGCUGGACCCAAGCAGAAGACUGGGCUGGAUUGUGGAACUGGUCCAAAUGGGGAUUGUCCCCAUUUGGACUAUGUUUACCUGCAGAGACCACCGAAUAA
Gregarina niphandrodes is the source of this 390-nucleotide messenger RNA. RefSeq names its product S26 family signal peptidase. The coding region runs from base 1 to 390 and encodes 129 amino acids. The record is from RefSeq and is a predicted model, not a curated record. NCBI's taxonomy places the organism in Eukaryota, Apicomplexa, Conoidasida, Eugregarinorida, Gregarinidae. Gene Ontology annotation, molecular function: serine-type endopeptidase activity. The transcript has a single exon.